GUUUGACGAAGUGAUGAAAUAAAAUUGCAAUAAAUAAUACUGACGUUAAGAGAUUCCGUAAUUUAGAUUCGGAAAAAUUCUUUAUUACAAUUGUACGUUUUUUUUUACAACUCGGUAAUCAGUGAUGUGAUCCAUCGAGCCACGUGAAUUCUUUGCACUGAAUAAGAAGACUUUAAAAUCAGAUAUUAUAUAUCAUUACAAAAAUUAUCAUGAUUUCUGCAAAAAUAUUUAGUAUUUUAAGCAGAAGAACCAAUUGUUUUUCAAGGAAAUGUUUAAGGAACCAAAUAUUAACUCCAAAUACUAAUUGUUUUUUGAUGAAUAUAAAAAAACACCAUCUUCAUACAUUGUCAUUGGAACAUACUAACUUGUUAAGACCUAAUUUUAUUAACUUUCAUAAUAUUGUAAGGACCAAUUAUUAUUAUGAUCAAAUUUUGCAUAAUUAUGAAGUAUUGAGAAGUUCGAAAGAUCACUUGCCUAACGUUUUAAAGCCAUAUGAAUUUAAAAGACAUUCAGAAAUAGAUAAUGUGGAUAAUUUGUUAGAAGAAUCAUGGCAAACUCUGAGCAUUGAAGAAAUUAUUGAUAAAUUUGAAUUAUUAUCAUAUUAUAUAAGUAAAAAUGAAAAUUUAAUUAAUGAUGAAAGAUUUAACAAAGUUAUUGAAUUAAUGAUCUGUAAAUCACCUGAAUUUAGUGAUUUAGAAUUGAAGAAAAUUUUACAAUGCUUAGAGCUCUGUAAUGAUAAGAGUAUUCAAGAAAAAACAGUGAUUGCCAAUUUUCUGAAAGUACUUGAUUUAGAGUGUAAAAAACGAAUCCCGAAUUGGAGUAUAGAUGAAAUGUUACAGCUAAAUUUUAUUUUUCAAAAUUUGAAGUUUCAAAAAAAGUCGGAAUUUGUUUGGCGUAGUUUAAUGAAAUUGUUCAAUAGAUUAAAACAUAUGACACCUGCGCAACUUAUUCAGUACACAUUUUGUUUGAAAGUAAAUCGUAGAGUAAAGAUAUAUCAUUAUAAUUUGGAAUAUUAUUUAGAAGACCAUUUAGACCAAUUUAACAUUGAAGAAAUAGGAAUUAUUGCAAUGACAUUUUUGCGCCUCGAAACAACUUUGAAGAGCCCAGAUUUUAUUAUAAAGAUUAUGGAAAAGUUAGGUGAUAAUAUUGAUACCGUGAGUGAUUAUGCUCUGCCAUCAAUACUUCGUAUUUGUCGUUUUGAUGCAGAUAAAAAGUAUGCUGAUAAAUAUGUCAAUUUUAUAAAAAAACUAGAAAGUCAAGUACCUAAAAGAAAAUUGGAAAAUGUUGUUCAAAUUGCAAUGUUCCAAAAAAAAUUGUUUUAUGAAAAUGAAUUCCUUGUGUCAAGUAUAAUGGAGAGGUGCAAAAAGGAAUUGAGUCAAAUGCAACCAGCAGAUAUUGAAAGAUCAUUGCUAUAUGUAAUGACAUUCAAUAUAAAUCCAGAAACAACUUCUUACUAUACAAGUGUCAUAAAAGAAUUACUUGAACCUUCUCAACAAGACAAAUGGGAUAGAUAUCCAAAUAUUUUCCCUAAAAUAGUCCACUACUUAUUGAAAAUGAAUAUUUAUCAUGAAGAUUUGGUGAAAAAAGUGAUGGAUCCUGAUUUUGUAAAAAAAGUUGCUAAAGAUAGUUACUGGACUUUAAAUAUGCACUAUCUUGCUAUACAUUAUUCUUUGGAAAUUGAGCAUCCAGAAUAUGAUGGUCCAAAGCUAGAGGAAAAAGCACUGGAUAUUCUUUUGAAGAAUGUAGGAAGUAAUAAUAAGUUUGCUAUCAAGUCAAAUGAAAGAACCGGAUUACAUGGAAAAAUUGCAACUAAAUUGAUGAAGUCCAUUGAGGAAGUUGUUGGUUCAAAUGAAUUAUUCCAUUAUGAUAUUCUCAUGCCUCAUUUCCCGAUUCGACAUAUUCUUUUAUGUUAUGAUGAGAAAAAUAAAGUGCUGUUAUCGCCAAAAGAAAAAUUAAUGAGUAUGAAAACUGAUUCACCUAAAUUUACUCCCAAUGAUGGGAAUAAAUGGUAUGCAGUUAUUAUAGGUGGUACAAACAAUAUUAUGAAAGCAAAAUAUGAAUAUUCUGGAGCAUUCAAUUAUUUCUUGCGACAAACAAAAUUACUUGGAUAUGAAACAAUUAUUAUUCCAUAUCAUGAAUGGUUGAGUUUGACCAGUGAAGAAGAAAAACAACAGUAUAUCAGUAACAAAUUUAAAAGUCACAAUUUAUUUUUAUCUAACAAAAAUAAUAGUUUUGACUCAUCUCAAGAAUCUAUGAUUUUGCAGCAGUAAAUCUUCAGUAAAUUGAACUGUACAUAAAUCUUUAAGUAGAUGUAAUCAUAUUUUAUAGAAUAAGAAUGACUUGUUAAUAAAACACUAAACUUUGUCAUACAUUAAUUCAUUAUUUACAUAUUCAAUAUUUAUUUGUUAAACAUUAUGCAUAUUGUCUCAACUUUUUUUUUUAUUAAUGUAGGUACAUUUAUGUUAGUCAAUGGUUUUGUAUGAAAUACAUAUUUACAUCUUUUAUCAUCAAAGUUAUGUACAGUUUACUAUACAAUACUAUUGAAAAUAAAGUUAAAAA
Trichogramma pretiosum is the source of this 2559-nucleotide messenger RNA. Its product is annotated as protein TBRG4. The record is from RefSeq and is a predicted model, not a curated record. The coding region runs from base 210 to 2270 and encodes 686 amino acids. Lineage: Eukaryota; Metazoa; Arthropoda; Insecta; Hymenoptera; Trichogrammatidae. The transcript has 8 exons.